This is a messenger RNA of Gymnogyps californianus (California condor), 3888 nucleotides long. RefSeq names its product cap methyltransferase 1 (gene CMTR1). Gene Ontology annotation, cellular component: cytoplasm; nucleus. Lineage: Eukaryota; Metazoa; Chordata; Aves; Accipitriformes; Cathartidae. The record is from RefSeq and is a predicted model, not a curated record. The transcript is spliced from 24 exons. Gene Ontology annotation, biological process: 7-methylguanosine mRNA capping. Gene Ontology annotation, molecular function: protein binding; methyltransferase cap1 activity; nucleic acid binding. Bases 49 to 2544 code for a protein of 831 amino acids.
GCCCGAGCAACCCGCCUGCCCCCGCUCCGCCGCCUCCUCUUCCCAAAAAUGAAGAGAAGGACAGAACCUGAAUUUAGCAGCCCCCAAAAGAAGCAGAAGAAGAGGAUAGAAGACUUGGGAUUAACCCUCAGUUCUACUUCAGAUGAUGAAACUCAAUUUAGUAAUCAUACUACUCAAGAGUCUUCCAGUAGCAGCAGUGGGUCUGACAGUGAGAGUGAUGAAAAAAGACCAGUCUUCAGCAAUGAGUUCAAACAAGACUCUCUUGUGGAGGGUACUUCAUCUCGCUACUCAAUGUAUAACAGCGUCUCUCAAAAGCUCAUGGCCAAGAUGGGCUUCCGGGAAGGAGAAGGUCUGGGAAAAUAUGGCCAAGGCAGGAAGGAUAUUGUUGAGGCCUCCAAUCAGAAGGGAAGGAGAGGCUUUGGGCUGACCCUCAAAGGAUUUGAUGGGGAGCUCAAUAUUGAUUGGCAGGAUGAGCCAGAGCCCAGUGCCUACGAGGAGGUGGACUGGUGUCUCGAGUGUACCACAGAAAUCCCUGACGCCCAGGAGCUGAAGGAGUGGAUGACUGUGGGGAAGAGGAAGAUGGUGAUUGAAGAUGAAACAGAGUUCUGUAGUGAAGAGCUUUUACGUAAUGUCCUGCAGUGCAAGAGUGUAUUUGAUGAGCUGGAUGGAGAAGAAAUGCGUCGAGCCCGAACAAGGUCUAACCCCUAUGAGAUGAUCCGUGGAGUUUUCUUCCUGAACAGGGCUGCAAUGAAGAUGGCAAAUAUGGACCAUGUCUUUGACUACAUGUUUACAAACCCUAAGGACUUCCAUGGGAGGCCUUUGAUAAAGGAGCGAGAUGCAGAGCUGCUCUAUUUUGCUGAUGUGUGUGCUGGUCCCGGAGGCUUCUCUGAGUACGUCUUGUGGAGAAGGAAGUGGCAUGCGAAAGGAUUUGGCAUGACCUUGAAAGGACCAAAUGAUUUUAAACUAGAGGACUUCUAUUCUGCUUCCAGUGAGCUCUUUGAACCUUAUUAUGGAGAGGGAGGGAUUGAUGGAGAUGGAGACAUCACUCGCCCAGAGAACAUUACUGCUUUCCGGAAUUUUGUUUUGGACAAUACUGAUCACAAGGGAGUGCAUUUCUUAAUGGCUGAUGGGGGUUUCUCGGUGGAGGGUCAGGAGAAUCUGCAAGAAAUCCUAAGCAAACAGCUCAUGCUUUGCCAGUUCCUUACGGCACUGUCCAUUGUCCGGACCGGAGGACAUUUUGUCUGCAAAACCUUUGACCUGUUUACUCCAUUCAGUGUGGGACUUGUUUAUCUGCUGUAUUGCUGCUUUGAGCGAGUGUGCAUCUUUAAACCUGUGACAAGCCGCCCUGCUAACUCGGAGAGGUAUGUGAUAUGCAAAGGAUUAAAGCUAGGGAUUGAUGACGUGCGGGACUAUCUCUUCAUGGUGAACAUCAGACUCAACCAGCUGCGCAACUCUGAUCUGGAUGUGAAUCUUGUUGUCCCAUUGAACGUGAUCAAAGGCGACCAGGAUUUCUACGAUUACAUUGUCCAGUCCAAUGAAAACCACUGCAAAGUUCAGAUAAAGGCACUAGCCAAAAUUCGUGCCUUUGUUCAAGACACGACACUGAUUGAGCCACGGCAGGCUGAAAUCCGAAAGGAGUGUCUCCAGCUAUGGGGGAUUCCUGAUCAGGCUCGUGUUGCUCCUUCAUCUUCAGAUCCCAAGUCCAAGUUCUUUGAGCUGAUCCAGGGCACGGACAUUGAUACCUUCAGUUACAAACCUACUCCUCUGAAUUCCAGUACACUGGAGAAAAUUCGCCAAGUGUUAGAUUACCGGUGUAUGGUGUCUGGAAGUGAGCAGAAGUUCCUCUUGGGGCUAGGGAAGUCGCAGAUCUAUACCUGGGAUGGUCGCCAGUCAGAUCGCUGGACAAAGCUGGAUUUGAAAACUGAGCUGCCACGAGAUACCCUUCUCUCUGUGGAGAUUGUUCAUGAGCUGAAAGGAGAGGGGAAAGCCCAGCGAAAAAUCAGUGCCAUCCACAUCCUUGAUGUCUUGGUGCUGAAUGGCAAUGAUGUUCGAAAGCAGCAUUUCAACCAGAGGAUUCAGCUGGCGGAGAAGUUUGUCAAAGCUGUUUCUAAACCUAGCCGGCCAGAUAUGAACCCCAUCCGAGUGAAGGAAGUGUACAGAUUGGAGGAAAUGGAGAAGAUUUUUGUGAGGUUAGAGAUGAAAAUCAUCAAGAGUUCGGGGGGAAUACCCCGGCUGUCCUACACUGGCCGAGAUGACCGGCACUUUGUGCCCACAGGACUCUACAUCGUACGGACUGUGAAUGAUCCCUGGACAAUGGCAUACAGCAAAAACUCCAAGAGGAAAUUCUUCUUCAACAAAAUGACCAAGAAAGCGACAUAUGACCUCCCUUCUGAAUCCAUCGCACCCUUUCACAUCUGCCAUUACAGCCGCCUCUUCUGGGAGUGGGGGGAAGGUGUCAAAGUGCACGACUCUCAGAAAAGGCAAGAUCCAGAGAAGCUAUCAAAGGAGGAUGUCCUGUCUUUCAUCCAAGCGCACUACCCCUAACCCUGCUCUCUUGAGGGGUGCAGGGGGGGCUGAGCCCAGCUUGGAUUCUUCAGGGACUGAUGAGACUGGGGAGGCUCCACAACUUCUAUCCUGGUCUUCUCCAGAGCUGAUUUCCUGGAGGUGAUUGAACCAGGGGGUGGUAUGCAGAAGGCACAGGACGAGGCUCUACCCUGGCAGUGUGUAUAAGAGUACGGCCCAGGUAGCGCCUGCUGCCGGAGUACCCGUGGUGACUCCUGGAGCCAAGGCCUAACGCCCUUUUGUCCUGACCAACUGCAUGCAUGACACCAAGGGGCUGGCAGCUUUCUUUGCUCCUGUUCAAACAUUCAGCGAGGUUUGUGGAGCUCCGUGUGUGCCAGAACUCUCCAGGCUUGUGCUUCCCUGGCAGUGUGGGAAGGAGCAGAGAUGUCUUGGUGGCAGAGCUGGGCAACAGCACACUGAAGCGGCCCUGCAUCAUUCCUGGCAGCUGUCUGUCUCCUCGGCCUUGUCAAAGGCCUGCGCUACCUAGUGGAGGAUGUUAACUUAUUGGGGAGUGCUAGCUUUGGGACGCAAGUAUGUAUUCUUGUUGGUGUCUCCAACACUUCUGCUUAUCAAGGCACUUGGCUGGCCACUGGCAAUUCCUAUGUGAUGGUAUCCUGUUGGACAGAGGCCAACACAGGUGAUGAGUAGCGUUCCUGGCACAGAUUUGACGUGCUCAGUGCCAGGGAUUUCUCAGACCUCUAGAAGCUGCUGUGACAAGGAUUUCCCCUCUCCGGGUCAGUGACUGAUCCUGAGCCAGCAGCCUGGGGUUAAUUUGUGAACAUGUCUGUGCCUCAUGGUACUUCUGAGACCAAGGUGCUUUGAUUCUUGGUACUCGACACUAUUACCCAAAUCUUCAGGGAGGAAAGCAGAUGUGGGAGGGAAGACACAGGAAUGUUGGGAUGCUGGAGGUCUUUGGAGGAAGUGAUGGGAACGUCUGACUUCAUUUAAAAAAAAACAAAACAGGGCUUCAGUGAAAAGGGAUCUUGACUUUGACCAUGUUGGUUAAUCAGAAGAAAUUCUGUCCCCUGACUGUGCCCACUGGAAAGGUUACCAGACUUUCCUUUUUAAAUGUCAGAGUGGGCUUUGAAACCUUCUAUGUCUCAUUUGGCCCUGGAACUGCAUCUGGGGUGAAGGCACAGAGCUGUGAACCUCUCAGCAUGGUAUUUGUGUGUCAACAGACUUCUCCAUGCACUUCUGUGCUGGGCUUAAAGUUGUCUUCUGCUGCAUGUUUUACCUUCACUUCUGGCUUCCAUGGCACUUUUGCCAGGUCUUCCACAUAAAUCAGAAGAUGACACACAGUUGACUGCUUUUGGCCAAGCAGCAAAA